AUGUCUCUCCAGGGUUUGAUUUCUGGAUCUGAAUGUGCCGUACCGCUGAACCCGCUCUCCCAAGUUCUUAAGCACACAGAAGGAGACAGAAGCUUGCAGCAGGAUCGUGUAGCUGGCUCUUCAUCCUCCCGACUCCAGCACCUUCCUGGGUCAACUCCAGCUCAAGCCGCAGAGCAAGAUGUCGCAAUGGCACGUCAGUUUUUUGAAGGACAGCAAAGACCAGGUGGUCCCGCCCUUGUUGCGCCCCCGUAUCUUCACUCCGCAGAACUUGCUCGCAUAGCGGAAAUGAAUAGACUUCCUGAAUUCAAUGAAGCAUGGACCAUGGAAAGAUCUCAUCAGCCUCUAAUGCAGAAUAAUGUGACCCAAAGCUCAUGGGCAAAUGAAUUCGGCGGCGCUCAGCAGCAGCCCAUCGGUGGUCCCUCCAUGCAACAUUCAAUUGCUCAGAUGCCUGAAACUCAGAGACAGCAGUUUAUUGGUUCACAUGGGAUGUAUGGAUCACCUAUGGGCUUGUAUGGGAAUAUGGGACAAUCGUUCUUUCAGGGAUACAAUGCUACUCCCCUGAAUGUAGACGCGAGUAAAGGAAAGGGCAAAGCUCGCGAAGCCGAUUAUGAAGCUGCUUUUGCUCAAGCGGCUGCAUCUUUGCAAAAUCAACAAGAAUCCUCCUCUAGGAUUGUCGAACUGGAUGAUACUGCGGCUAGCUUGGAGCAGGCCAUGGAGAACAUCAAGCUUGGAGAUUCUGAAUUGACGAACGCGGAAUUCAAGGACGUCUGGGAUCACCUGCAAAACUCAGAGAUACCUCCUCCCGCAGAAGAUAUCGGCAAAUGGGAAGCACAGUUCAAUCAACUCAUGGGUCGUGAUCGCGAGGAGCUCGACCAAGACUACUCCACGGCUAUGGAAGAAGCAUGGAAUGAUGGACUGGGAAAUUAUGAUGGGAGUGCUCAGCCCCUCGAAUCCAAGUAUAACGAUGAUGGGAUACCUAUCCUGACCGAAUAUGUGUUCGAGCCAAACAACAAAUAUCUCGACAAAUCUUCGUCUGGUCGGUCACCACUGAGUGAGGCAAAGGCUUUUCUGGAGCAGGGUGGUUCGCUAUCUGAAGCUGCCCUUCUACUCGAGGCUGCUAUCCAGCAAGGAGAACUUGGCGAGGGCGGAUAUGAAGCAUGGAUACUUCUUGGUGAAACCAGAAACAUGGACGAACGUGAAGACCUUGGCUUGCGUGCAUUAACUGAAGGAGUUCGCCGAUCAGAAACCGCCAAUGCCAACGGAGCAGGCAUGCUAUCCUUGGCAAUCUCGUACACCAAUGAGUCUUACGACCGGGCUUCUUAUAACAUGCUACUGCGAUGGCUGCGAGUCCGAUAUCCGGAUUUCCCGAUACCAGAUGAGACCCAAAAGGCUGUGUCGUUGCACUCAACAUGGGACUCUCAUGAGAAGCUUACGGAGACCUUCCUUACCCUGGCACGACAGCAGUAUAACCAAGGGAUCGUUGAUCCGGAAACCCAGAUUGCACUUGGCGUAUUAUUUUAUACGACAAUGGACUACGAACGGGCAAAAGAUUGUUUCGAGAGCGCCUUAUCACAGCGCCCCAGGGAUUACCUACUCUGGAACCGUCUGGGCUCCUCUCUUUCCAACGGAAAUAAACCCGAGGAAGCCCUUGGGGCGUACAGGGAAGCUUUGAAUUUGCGCCCUACUUACACCCGUGUUAUUUACAACGUUGGGGUCGCGUGUCUUAACAUAGGAGCGCACAAAGAGGCGGCCGAACACUUCUUGAGUGCACUCAGCAUGCAGGAGAGCACAGGUGGCGGUCAAACUAGUGAUCAGCUGUGGUUUACCCUGAGGCGUGCCUUUAUCGCAAUGGACCGCAAUGAUCUUGCUGAGUUGGCUAAGCCUGAGAGCCGGUCAAACUUAGAUCUCUUUCGGCAGCAAGGGUUUGAUUUCUAG
Suillus paluster is the source of this 1935-nucleotide messenger RNA. RefSeq lists its product as uncharacterized. Gene Ontology annotation, biological process: protein import into peroxisome matrix, docking. The coding region runs from base 1 to 1935 and encodes 644 amino acids. Gene Ontology annotation, cellular component: peroxisomal membrane; cytosol. The record is from RefSeq and is a predicted model, not a curated record. Lineage: Eukaryota; Fungi; Basidiomycota; Agaricomycetes; Boletales; Suillaceae. Gene Ontology annotation, molecular function: protein binding. The transcript is spliced from 10 exons.